This is a messenger RNA of Paramecium primaurelia, 2880 nucleotides long. NCBI's taxonomy places the organism in Eukaryota, Ciliophora, Oligohymenophorea, Peniculida, Parameciidae. The record is from the annotation of a GenBank genome assembly.
AUGGAGCAUAAAAAACUAUUAGAAAAUGUAAUGAUUGAUUUGCUCAAGGAUCCAACUUGUCCAAUAUAUUAAGUAAAACUAUUUUAUAUUAUAAUUCAUAGUAUUAAGAUUGGCAAUUAAUAAACAUAUGCCAAUAACUCUAAUUAUAAAAUUUCAGUAAUAUAAAAGAAGAGGAUUUUCAAAGAAAGUUUGCUUAGUUCUUUAUAAAUUAUUUGGAAGUGGAAAAUGAAAUUGAAAAUAUUUUAGAAUAAUCUUCAAUAAAAAGAAGUAAUUUGAAGAAAAAUAAUGAAGUUCGUUCUCAUUAAAACAAUUAAAGUUAAUAAAGUAAAAGUUUAAUUAAAUCAAAUUAAGAGUCAAAUAAGGAGAAAAAGGAUUAAAUAGACACACUUAAGAAUAAGAAAAAAGUAAAAUUAAAGUCAUCAAAUCAAUCUGAUUUAUUAGAUAUUGAAGUAAAUCCAUGUACUAACAAUUCAGCAAACUUAGAUUUGAUAGUACCUUAAGAUAAAAAGUUAUCUCAAUAUAAUUUUGAUCCUCUUAAUGAUAUUAAUAAUGAUAAAAAUAAAUGCAAAGAAAAAACAUAAAAAAUCACAUCAAAUGAAUAGGUUUAGAUGGAAUCUAUUAUUGAAAUAAACAAUAAUAAUUAAAAUUAAGAAUAGAAUUCAAAAUAAAAAAAUAAAAGUACAAAAGAGAUUAACAAUUAAAUCUAGUCUAAUUCAAUAUUUAAAUCAAAUGAUAAAUCAAAUGAUAAGAAUGAAACUUAAAAUUAAUUGUAAAUUGAAUAAUAAAAUGAAGAAAGAGAAAAUAAUAGGUAAAAUGAUAAUAAUAAAAUUAAUGAAUAAAACUCUAGAAUAAAUAAAUAAAUUUAAAUUUAAAAAAAACCUUCAAGAGCUAUUAUUGAUACUUCUCCAGAAGAAGGUGAAAUAUUUUUAUAACUUUCAGAUUCUGAAUCAUAAAAAUAAAGAAAUAUUUAGGAUUUAAAAAAUUAAUAAGGAAAAUAUUUAAUGGAUGAUUAAAUUAAAAAAAAUAAAGCAUUAAAAAAUAAUAAUAAUUAUAGAUAAAAAGUAUUCAAUCAAAAGUAAAAUAUAUAAAAUAUAAGUUUCAAUUAAGUAAAAUAGAUUGAAAAACAUAGUAAUCCUCGUUUAUAAACUGAAAUUUCAUUAAAUUAAAAUUAACUCUAACCUAUUGGUGGAAUUGAAUUUCAGAUUCAAAAACAAAAAUAAUUAUUAGAAAAUUAAUAUAGCAUUAUCUAAUCUUAACCUGCUUACUAAAAAUCAGAUAAUUAUUAAAUGAAUUUAGAAAGAAAUAAUUUAAAUAGUUCUUUAACUAAUACAAGUAAUAGUAUAAUAUAAUAAAAAAAUUCAUUAUGUGAUAUUCAAAAUGUUGAUUCGGCACCCAUUUUGAAUCCUUCAUUUGACAUUUCUAAAGAAUCUAUUGUUUAAAAUCUAUAAAACAAAAAAAAUGAUUAUUUAGGUGUAAAUCUAGAAAAGAAUAAUUAAUAUAUCCAUUCAAAUAAUUAAUAUUGGAAGUAAAAUAAUUAAUUCCCAUAUUAAUUACAAAGUUAAAUGCAAAAUAAUUAAUAAAUAUCAAAUUAAAUGUAUUUUUAAUCAAAUAUCUAUCCUUAAUCUGUACAAUAUAACAAUCGAAUUUUUGAAAGUGGAUAGAAUUUAGAACUCUAAAAAGAAAAAAAGCCUAAGAUAGAGGUUUUAGAUAUUAAUAAUAAUAAUAUUGGAAAUGGUUAUUUCACAACAUAAAAUAAGACUCAUUAAAUAAAAAUUAAUGGAAAUUAAUGUAAUUAUUGUAAAUAAAUGGAUGGGAAUGUUAAAUUAGUAAAUAUUGAAGAUGAAGUUAAAAUUUGUUCAUCUUGUUUAUUAGAGUAAUUGAAUCCAUUUAAAAAAAUUAUGUAUACUUUAGGAUUUCUAGAAUAUUAAUAUUAAUAAAAGUCAUAAUGUAAAAUACAUUUAGAUUUCACAAUCACAAAAGAAUAACUUCUAACUCCUGGAAUUUAAUUUGAAAUUAGAUGUGUUAUGAUGAAUUAAAAUGGAUUAACAGAUUUUACAUUCCCUAAUAGUUGUAUACUUUUUAUUAAUGGAGUUCUAGUUAAAGAGUUUAAACCUCUUCUUGAUAAAUCAUGUUUAAAAAAAAGAAAAGAUAAUUCUAUUUUAAUAAAUAUUGAUUAUCUGUAAAAAAUAUAUGGAAUAUAAAAAAAGUAUAAUUUCACAUGUGUGGAAAUUAUUCCUGAUUCAUAAAUGAGGUAAGAGAUUCCUAAAUAAAUAUAUAUAUUUGGAUUGUAUUUAGUUCAAAAUUAAAGUUUGGAUUAAGUAAUUCAUUCCAUAGUUAAUCAAAGUAUCUUGUCUUAAAUUAAAGUUGAUUUUUGUAAAAAUGAAAUCAAAGUAGAUAAAUCUAAAGUAAGUCUUAUUUGUUAAUAUUCAUUUGAUUUAAUUAAAAUUCCUGCAAGGUAUAAUGUAAUUUAUAAUUUAGAGGAGAAUUUUGUUAACAUUAAUAAUGUUUUAGUCUAAAUAAUUUUUUGGAUAUGAUGAUUCAUGCAGAACAUAUGAAAUGGAUUUGUCCAAUUUGCAAGAAAAAUUGUACUAGUUUGAGAAUUGAUCAAUAUUAAUGGGAUAUUUUAAAGAAGAUUUAAUAGCUAAAUAUAAAAGUUGAUUAUAUUACUGUUGAUUAAUAUGUAAAGAAAUAUAUUGAAGUAUUAAGGGUAGUUUAGAUUGUAAAGAUCCUUUAUAUGCAAUUAUUUAAAAUAAUAAAAUUAACAGUUAUACUCAUUUUGAAAGAAGCUUUCCUUAAUUCGACAACAAUAAUGAAAUUGUUUCUUAAAACAAAUUUCAACCUUAAGGUAUAAAUGAAAUAAAUGCUAUUCUAAUUGAUUGA